CUAUGGAACAAUCAAACGCCGCCUCCACCUCGCUUUCUCGAUUCCAGGAAAGGGUACUCUAUAGUAAUGAACACAUGGAAGAGAUAUGAUCUCCUAAAGCAGUCCAUCAAGCACUAUUCAUCAUGUCCUCGACUUGAAUCGGUACAUAUUGUGUGGAGUGAACCGGAUCCUCCUUCAGAUGUUCUUUUAAAAUAUCUGCACCACGUUGUAAAGUCCAAGUCUAAGGAUGGACGGCUUGUGAAAUUGAAGUUUGAUAUCAACAAGGAAGACAGUUUGAACAAUAGAUUUAAAGAAAUUAAGGAUUUAGAGACUGAUGCUGUCUUUUCUAUUGAUGACGAUGUCAUAUUCCCUUGCUCUUCGGUGGAAUUUGCAUUUGAUGUUUGGCAAAGUGCGCCUGAUACAAUGGUUGGAUUUGUACCUCGUGUCCACUGGAUGGAUUCACUGGAAGGUAAUAGCAACAAAUUUAUAUAUGGUGGAUGGUGGUCUGUGUGGUGGACGGGUACGUAUAGCAUGGUGCUUUCCAAGGCAGCUUUCUUUCACAAAAAGUAUUUCAAUAUCUACACUAAAGAGAUGCCAUCUUCAAUUAGAGAAUAUGUAACCAAGAACAGGAAUUGUGAAGAUAUUGCAAUGUCUUUCCUUGUUGCAAAUGCAACUGGUGCACCGCCGAUAUGGGUUAAAGGUAACUGAUCAUAACAAAUAAAUUGUUUGAUUUUUCAAGGUUUAUUUUUUUUUU
This is a messenger RNA of Cajanus cajan (pigeon pea), 733 nucleotides long. The record is from RefSeq and is a predicted model, not a curated record. Lineage: Eukaryota; Viridiplantae; Streptophyta; Magnoliopsida; Fabales; Fabaceae.